Talaromyces marneffei is the source of this 1239-nucleotide messenger RNA. RefSeq lists its product as uncharacterized. The record is from RefSeq and is a predicted model, not a curated record. Lineage: Eukaryota; Fungi; Ascomycota; Eurotiomycetes; Eurotiales; Trichocomaceae. The transcript is spliced from 2 exons. The coding region runs from base 1 to 1239 and encodes 412 amino acids.
AUGAGCCCGGCGCAAAAUCAAUCAGGGCGACCGCCCUCGUCUCUACUGGGAAGUCAAUUCGCAUCGUCCAACUCGACCGCCAAUCGAUUUCUUGGUUCAACCCAAAGACCUUGGAUGACACAUAAUGGUACUUCGUCACUACUGUCCGGGCGUUCUUAUCCGAAACAUCCUGUUGCCGGAAAUACCCAAGCAAAGCACUCUACCGCUUCUUCCGGACAACAACGACAAUCAACAACAAAGUCCCCCGCACAUAUCGAGACCAGUGAUCAUCGAUCCACGGCAACUUAUUCAUCGAACCCGACAACUACUCGUUCUAUGCAGAAUGCUCCAGUAUCGCCAGUGACUCCCGGAUACUCAGAAAACGACAUACAACCACCCUCGGCCAAGGUGGCCAGACCCGACUACACAGUGUCCACCGCAUCCUUCCCGACCCCCGAGCCCAGUAACGCCUCUUUAGCCAGUCCAGUUGUUGCCGUCACGGAAGUAGCAGAUUCCUCCGGCAGAGAUGUGCCACAAACGGCAGGUGCGAGUGUAUCGCCCCCGCGACCUGUCAAAUGGGAAGGUGCGACUCCAACACUCCCCGCCGCGACUUACCACCCCAAUCCAGCUCAGCAGCAACAAGCACUACGACGAAGUACGAAUCAGAAUUCUUCCCGGCACUCUCAACCACCGUCUCAGCCACAACAUCAACUCCUGCCACCCUCACAAUCACAAUCGUCACAUCAUCAUCAACAGCAGCAUCAGCAUCUAUCUCCUUCCCCUAGGGGGCAGAUCUGGCAGCAUGCGAGGGGAAAGCUCAAAUCAUAUCUAGAGCAAUCGACCAGAACAAAUCAUUUGUCCGAGACUGUGGAGUUGCCUCGAGUGCGUAUACUGCAGGAUGCCUGUAGCGCGGAAGACAUGUUCUACCUGGCUCUCCACCAGACCUUCUGUCUUAACUCUGCAGAUCCGAGCCAGCUAUCUCAAGUUGCUGACCAGGGAAUACUCCCUGGUCUUGGCUUUGAUGUGAUUGCACAGCUGCUGGUCGACAAUAAGAGGUUGUCUUCCGAAUUCUUACGGUGGUCCAUUGAGCGCAUCAGGCGAUCAAAGGGCAUUUGCAUCACCACGCCCAACACCAUCUUCUAUUCAGCCUCCAACGUCAAUGACGAUGACGAGUCCAAAUACGUCACUUCAGCGAAACAGUAUACAAAAUCACGUGUCUAUGAGUAUCCCUCAUCGACCGUCUUCAAAUCCCCAUCCUGA